CACGAGCAUGCCCACCGACGUCCUCCCCCCACGGCCUGACCGCGCGCCAGAACGCGCGCGCACAGCAUCAGAGCGGCACAAGGCCGACCUGUACGAUGCGUACGCGGCGCUGCUGUCCCCGGCGAGCGCGUACCCUGCUGGGCGGUAUCGCUCAACGUCGGAGAUUGCAGAUGGCCUGAAGCGGCUGCGGCGGCUGAUCUUGACCGAGGGGAUUCCAGACGUGCCAUCGCGUCCCCCGCUCCGGCCGCGCAUCUGGAAGCUCAUGCUCAAGGUCGACCACCUCCACGCGGAAGACUACCUGCGCUACGUCGCCAGCGGGCCGUCGAGCGUCAGCACCAAGAUCAAAAACGACACGUUCCGCACGCUCGCGACCGACACACAGUUCAAGGGCCGCGUCAAGGAGGACAUGCUGAUCCGGCUCCUCGAGGCGUUCGUGUGGAAGAACCACGGCUCGGAGCGCGACGGCCUGCCGUUCACCUAUGUCCAGGGCAUGAACGUCCUCUCCGCGCCGUUCCUCUACACCAUGCCCUCGCAGCUCGAGGCGUUCGCGUGCUUCUCAAACUUUAUCGAGCGCGCCUGCCCGUUAUACGUCCAGCCGACGCUCGUCGGCGUGCACCGCGGCUUGAAGCUCUUGGACAGGUGCCUCAAGAUUGUCGACGCCGAGCUGUACGACCACCUGAGGAGCAAGAACCUCACGGCGGAGCUGUACGCCUUCCCCUCCGUCCUCACUCUGUGCGCGUGUACCCCGCCCCUGGACGAGGUAUUGAUGCUAUGGGACUUCCUCCUAGCCUUCGGCGCCCACCUCAACGUCCUCUGCGUCAUCGCGCAACUCAUCCUCAUCAAGGAGGAGCUCAUGGAGUCACCAUCACCAAUGAAACUCCUUCGCACCUUCCCUCCCUUGCAAGCCCGGCCCGUCAUCAGCAUCACCCUCGCCCUAGCAAAGGACAUUCCAGAGGAUGUUUACGCCGAGCUCAUUGCCCACCCCGUCGCCUAACCCCAUCUCUCCUCGCGCUCUCCUCGAUCCUCAGGCUCUUCAGCACUUUCGCGCCCGCCGAUCUCCUCUCACGGCUUCCUCCGCCCUCUCGCCACGACCUGCAUUACACUUGCCAUUGUACAGCUAACGCCAUUCAUGCACGCAACGAUACGAC
Vanrija pseudolonga is the source of this 1148-nucleotide messenger RNA. It is a transcript of the gene cdc16, whose product is annotated as Cell division control protein 16. The transcript is spliced from 8 exons. Bases 8 to 994 code for a protein of 328 amino acids. Gene Ontology annotation, molecular function: GTPase activator activity. The record is from RefSeq and is a predicted model, not a curated record. NCBI's taxonomy places the organism in Eukaryota, Fungi, Basidiomycota, Tremellomycetes, Trichosporonales, Trichosporonaceae. Gene Ontology annotation, biological process: activation of GTPase activity.